Eruca vesicaria subsp. sativa (arugula) is the source of this 1484-nucleotide messenger RNA. NCBI's taxonomy places the organism in Eukaryota, Viridiplantae, Streptophyta, Magnoliopsida, Brassicales, Brassicaceae. The record is from the annotation of a GenBank genome assembly.
AGUCACCAUAAUCUCACAUCUCAAACCUCUUCAACAGAAAAAAAAAAAUCUCCUGCCCCCUCCGCCACCAUCACCAGCUAUGGGCUUUCCAUCUCCACCAUCACCAGAAAAAGCCCCAGCGACCACUCUGCUCGGUAAAUACGAACUUGGUCGCCGAUUAGGCAGUGGUAGCUUCGCCAAAGUCCACGUGGCUCGUUCCAUCGAAACCAACGAACUGGUAGCCGUUAAAAUCAUCGACAAGAAGAAAACCGCGGAUGCGGGUAUGGAACCGAGGAUCAUCCGCGAAAUCGAAGCCAUGCGUCGCUUACACCACCAUCCAAACAUCCUCAAAAUCCACGAAGUCAUGGCAACCAAAACCAAAAUCUAUCUCGUCAUGGAGCUCGCUGCGGGCGGGGAGCUUUUCACCAAACUCCACCGUUCCGGCCGCCUCCACGAAUCAUCCGCGCGUAGCUACUUCCAGCAGCUAGCCUCCGCGCUAACCUUCUGCCACCGAGAGGGGAUCGCUCACCGCGACGUGAAGCCGCAGAAUCUCCUCCUCGAUAAGCAAGGAAACCUCAAGGUCUCGGACUUCGGGUUAUCAGCUCUCCCCGAGCACCGGAGCAACACCGGGUUGCUCCACACGUCGUGCGGCACGCCGGCUUACACGGCUCCAGAGGUGAUCGCUCAGAAAUCGUAUGAUGGCGGGAAGGCGGAUUCGUGGUCUUGUGGUGUCUUCCUCUUUGUUAUUCUCGCGGGUUACGUUCCUUUUGAGGAUUCAAAUGUUGUCACCAUGUAUAGGAAGAUCCAGCGGAGGGACUACAAGUUCCCGAGCUGGAUCUCGAAACCGGUACGAUCUAUUAUCUACAAGUUGCUCGACCCGAAUCCGGAGACUAGGAUGAGUAUCGAAGAUGUAACUGAGACCAAAUGGUUCAAGAAAGGCCAAGAAACGGUCAAGUUCCAGUCCAGCGUAUUCGAGCGGGAUGAUAGAUUGGGGAAGAUGAGAAGUGAUACUAUUACAGCGUUUGAUUUGAUCUCGUUAUCAGCGGGGUUGGAUCUCUCGGGGCUUUUCGAGAGGAGGAAGAGGAAGGAGACGAGGUUUACGGCGAAGGUUUCGGCGGAAAGAGUGGUGGAGAAGGCGAAGACUGUAGGGGAGAAGUUGGGGUAUAGAGUGGAGAAGAAGAAGGAGGCGAGGGUUGUGGGGAUGGGAAAAGGAAGAGUGAUGGUGAUGGUUGAGGCGGUGGAGCUGGUGGAAGGUUUGGUUGUGGCGGAGAUGAAGGUGGUGGAAGGUGAAGAGGAAGAGGAGGAAUCUUAUUGGUCGGAGCUAAUUUUAGAGUUUGAGGAGAUUGUGCUUUCAUGGCAUAGUGACGUAUGUGUAAAAGUUGAAAGUGACUUAGCUUAACUUUUUUUUUUUUGCUCACCAACUUAGCUUAACUUCCAAAAUUCAAUUAUGUAAAAUACAAUUUGGUGUAAUGCAUUAAAGAUUAGUUAAUUAUAAGAGCUUCCAA